Molecule: messenger RNA, 3631 nt
Organism: Microtus ochrogaster (prairie vole)
Lineage: Eukaryota; Metazoa; Chordata; Mammalia; Rodentia; Cricetidae
Gene: Pla2g4d
Product: phospholipase A2 group IVD
Exons: 21
Coding region: 1-2496 (831 amino acids)
Biological process (GO): glycerophospholipid catabolic process
Cellular component (GO): cytosol
Molecular function (GO): calcium ion binding; calcium-dependent phospholipid binding
Source: RefSeq, a predicted model, not a curated record
AUGGUGGGUGUCGUGGUGUUACGGUGCCCAUUGUUCACCGUGCAGCUUCUGGCUGCCUUGAAUGAGAGCAGGGGUGGGGAGGAGGAGGAGGAGGCCUCUGUCUUCUGGCGGCUCACUGUGAAGGUCCUGGAGGCUCGGAGUCUGCCUAGGACUGACUUGUUGAGUCACGCGGAUCCGUACGUGACUCUGCUGCUGCCCACAGCCCCUGGAGUGAAAUUCAAGACCCAAACUGUCACCAACUCCAGUCAUCCUGUAUGGAAUGAGACCUUCAGUUUCCUCAUUCAGAGUCAGGUCAAGAAUAUUCUAGAAUUGAGCAUCUAUGACGAGGACUUAAUUAUGAAAGAUGACAUCUGCUUCAAAGUUUCCUAUGAUGUCUCAGAAAUCCUCCCUGGCCAACUGAUCCAGAAAACCUUCCGCCUGAAUCCUCAGGGACCAGAAGAGUUAGAUGUGGAGUUCCUCGUGGAAAAAGCGUUGGACCCUCCAGAAAACCUCAUCACCAACAAUGUUCUUGUGGCCCGAGAACUGUCACGCCUGGAUGUCUGUCUGGACAGAGCUGGGGGCGCCACCAUGGCAGCAGGUCAGGACAAACUGGAGCUGGAGCUGGAGCUGGAGCUGAAAGGGUCAUAUGAGGGCACACAGACAUUUGCCCUGGACACCGCAUCCACUGUCAGCUUCCACUACAUGAGGGGCCAAGACACGGAGCUGACAGGCUGUCUGAGGAGCUCCAGCAGCAACGGCUGGAUGUCACGUAGCUCAGCUACUCCCCUCAUUGUACCCCUGAAGUCCUUGGCCACAGGGAAGGAGGUGACUGUAGACGUUCCUGCUACAAAUGCCCCAGAAGUGAAGCUGCAGCUUAGGACAGACGGCUGCCCCAAGGAGCUGGCUGUGCGGCUGGGCUGUGGGCUCUGCCCUGAGGAGCAGGCCUUCCUAGGCCGGAGGAAGCAGGUGGUGGCCGCCGCCCUGAAGCAGGCCCUGCAAUUGGAUAAAGACUUGAAGGAAGACGAGGUUCCCAUCGUGGGCAUCAUGGCUGAGGGAGGAGGUGUCCGGGCUAUGACUUCACUCUAUGGGCACCUGUUGGCGCUUCAGAAGUUGGGCCUCCUGGACUGUGUGACCUAUUUCAGUGGCAUCUCGGGCUCUACGUGGGCAAUGGCCCACCUUUACCAGGAUCCGGAGUGGUCGCAGAGGGACCUCGAGGGACCCAUCAGCCAUGCCAGGGAGCAUGUGGCUAAGAGCCUGUGGAGUGAAUUCCUCCCCGAACACUUGGCAAGCUACCACCAGGCACUGAAGCUUCGGGCGGAGCAGGGCUACAGCACCACCAUAGCUGACCUGUGGAGCCUGGUGCUGGAGUUCAAGUUGCAUGGGCAGGUGACAGACCAGAAGCUGUCGGGGCAGAGAGCUGCCCUGGAGCGGGGUCAGAACCCACUGCCCCUCUACUUGAGCCUCAACGUCAAAAAGAACAAUCUGGAUACCCUCCACUUCAAGGAAUGGGUGGAGUUCUCUCCCUAUGAAGUUGGGUUCCUGAAAUAUGGCGGCUUUGUCCCCCCUGAGCUCUUUGGCUCUGAGUUCUUCAUGGGGAGACUGAUGAAGAGGCUCCCCGAGUCCCAGAUCUGCUUUCUGGAAGGUAUCUGGAGCAACAUCUUCUCUGUGAACUUGAUGGAUAUCUGGUACGAUGUCACCUCUGGGAAAGAUUGGAAGAAUGUCAUUGUGGAUGUCCGGCACUCAGAGGAGCCCUCAGCCUCAGCAGGAACCUCCUCCUGUGUGGAGACCUCGUGGCUGCAGCCUGGAACUGCCCUGGCCCAGGCAUUUAAGGGCUUUCUAAACGGCCGGCCAUUCUAUCAGCGCAGUGCCAACUUCCUCCAUGGCCUCCAGCUGCACCGGGGCUACCGUAACCAGAAAAACUUCUCCACCUGGGCAGAUUGCCACCUAGAUAACACCCCCAAUCAGCUGACCCCGCAGGACACUCAGCUCUGCCUAGUGGAUGCUGGCUACUUCAUCAACAACAGCUGUCCCUCCAUGAUCCGCUCAGGUCGCCAAGUGGACCUCAUACUCUCCUUCGGCUACUCCCAAUUCUCGCCCUUUGAGGGGCUGCUGCAAUCUGAGAAAUACUGUAGAGCUCAGGGCCUGCCCUUCCCCCAUGUGGAGCCCAGCCCCGAGGACCAAUGCCAGCCCCAAGAAUGCCACCUCUUCUUAGAUCCCACCUGCCCUGAGGCACCGGUUCUGCUGCACUUCCCGCUGGUCAAUGACUCCUUCAAGGACCACUCAGCCCCUGGCGUGCGGCGCAGCCCUGCUGAGCUCGAGGCCGGGCAGGUGGAUCUCACAGGGGAAGCCUCCCCGUACUUCAUGUACAACAUGGCCUACAAGGAGGAAGAUUUCGACCGCCUGCUUCAGCUCACUGACUACAACAUGCGGAACAACCAGGGCACUGUCCUGCAGGCCCUGAAGACCGUUUUGAAACGUAGGGCCCCGGAGGCGAAGCCCUUGGAGAUGCAGACCUGAGGCUUCUCGGGGGCCUCUAAGGCUCUGAGGGCCACACUCGGACCCCCCACUUUCCAAGGACUUAACUCAGGCUGCAGCUGGGCUUAGCCACAGUGCCCCUCCCAGUUCUCCAAAUCCUGGCUUCCUCGGCAAGCUAGCCUCACCGUCAGAGAGGCUGUACCCCACCCUCCGGUCUCCUCUGUGUCCCAGCUGCUUUGAGGGGAGUUGAAAGCCUCUCCUGGCCAGUACAUAUAACGACUGACUACACCAGCCAAGCUUUCACAAGCAAUUACUUUCUUUCUGAGCAGAAUGGACUUGGGGUGGCUUAAGGCACCUGGAUGCACCUGUACCUUCUCCUCCCUGGCAAUAUGCAAGGCUUUUAUUUCCUUUUUAAAGACAGGGGUUUAAAAAAACCUCCCUACUUCAUGACCUCACCAGGUCUUAGUACACAAGUCUUAGGGUUAAAUCCUCAGUAUUCUAUUCUUUUUGAUGAUAUUACAAACGGAAGUAUUUUCUCAGUGUCGUUUUCAUACCGUUCCUUGCUUAUGGAAAUGUAGUUAGUUUUGUAGUUUGGACUUGCAUGAUACAAUCAUUAAGCUCUCUGGCUUAAACACUUUCCGUAGGUUCUUCAGGGCAUUCAAUUACGGACUUGCCACCUGCAAAUGGAGAGGGUCUGACUUCGCGCUUCCUGAUUUAAAUGCCUUUUCUUUCUUUCUCUGACCUGAUGCUGUGACUGGAACCUCUGACUGGAGGUCAAUGGGCAUGGUGAGAGCAGCCGUCCUCGUUUGGAUGCCUGGUGUGGAAGGAAAACCUUGAGGUCUCUGCUGCUCAGUCUUCUUAAGUGGUCUGAGUCUGUCAGACUGAAAAUGCUCCAUUCUUUUCCGAGUUUGUUGAGUGUUUUUGUUUUUAACCAUAAGAAAGUACUAAAUUUUGUCAUGUAAUUUUGGUAUCUCUUGGGACACUCAUGUGGGUUUGUUCUUUAAUUCUAUAGUUGUUUAUUUGUUUGUUUUGCUUUGGGUUAUUAUUUGUCUGUUUGUUUGUUUGAGACAGGGUCUCACUCUCAUGCCUGACUUGCCCAUACUUCACCAUACAGACCAAAUGGCUUCAGACUCACAGAGGUCUGUUGUGGAAUAAUUUUCUUAUACACUGUAAAGAU